Herpailurus yagouaroundi (jaguarundi) is the source of this 2756-nucleotide messenger RNA. It is a transcript of the gene THAP8, whose product is annotated as THAP domain containing 8. The record is from RefSeq and is a predicted model, not a curated record. Lineage: Eukaryota; Metazoa; Chordata; Mammalia; Carnivora; Felidae. The transcript is spliced from 3 exons. Bases 169 to 840 code for a protein of 223 amino acids.
GGCGCGUAGUGCGCAGCCGCCUUCUCCCCUUCCCCGCAUGUGAUGAGGCUUCAAGGGCCAUCACGUGAGGCGGGCAGAGAGCGCGCGGGUGGGGCCGGGUUCUGUGGAGCUUCGCGAGGAGCAAAGUGCGGCUGCAGACUGGGCAGGACUCAACGGGCUUGAACAGCCAUGCCCAAGUAUUGCCGUGCUCCGAACUGCUCCAACACUGCGGGCCGACUGGGCGCUGACAACCGCCCUGUGAGCUUCUACAAGUUCCCACUGAAGGAUGGCCCCCGGCUGCGGGCCUGGCUGCGGCACAUGGGCCAUGAGGACUGGGUGCCCAGCUGCCACCAGCACCUGUGCAGUGAGCACUUCACACCUUCCUGCUUCCAGUGGCGCUGGGGUGUGCGCUACCUGCGGCCUGAUGCAGUGCCCUCCAUUUUCUCCCCAGCGCAGCCUACUGAGAAGCAGCAGAGUACCCGAAGCACCGAGAAGCCAGUCGUGUCUCCCUCCCCACCAGACGUCACGCCCCCGACCCCUGGCCCAGCUCUCUCGGCCCCUGGCCCUGUGCACCUUGUGGUACUAGGGCCAGCACCCAGAGGCCCCGAGGCCGCAGCCACCGUGUUCCUGGCCCCCCUGAUCCUUCCUCCUGCUCCUGCCAGGCCACGGCCUGGAGUUCGGGCCCAGCACCCUCUGGCCGGGCUGGGCACUAUCCUGGGAGCGCUGCAACGUCGUGUGCGGAGGCUGCAGCGGCGCCAGGAGCAGCACCAGGUGCAGCUGCGGGCUCUAGAACAGCUGGCGCAGCAGCUGUGCAAGGAGAGCCUGCCGGCUGGGCGCACCAGGACCUGCUCUGCCUGGUGAAUGUGGCCACCUGGCCCCCGUGGCAUAUGUAUUUUCACUUAAAAGUCAGAACAUUUCAUUCAUGUUUCCACAUUUCUGGCUUUUCUUGAAAAAAAAGUCAGUUUGGCAAUGCCUACCCACUAUUGGUCAGAGCAGGGUAAUGGCUGUUCCAUAUAUUAAUAAUAUUUAAGGGGCCUUUACUCUCUGCCAGACAGAGUUAAUAACUUAUUGAAAACUCACUGUGACCUUGGUACUGCGGUUGUCCCCAUUUUUCAGAUGAAAAGUCAGGCACAAAUCUCGCCCAAAGUCAGGCAGCCAGUAAGUUGCAGAACCUCGAUUCAAAUGGUUAGAGAGCUCCUGCCUGGACCCUGUGGAGCGUGAGUUUGCAGCCCAUCUAGUAGAGUCUCCCGAGCCCUAUCUAAAGGCGCUUUUGCUCCUAUAGUUUACUUCUGAAUAUUGGAGGAGGGCAUUGUGUCUUUAAAAGUUUGGCCAGGCCUUUUCCCUGCUUCAAACCCUAGGGCCAACUUUGAGGUCCCAGGGCUCUCAGCCCUGCCUGGACAAGAGAUAGGAAGGGGUUUCAAAAAGGAGCCCCCAAAGUAGCUCUGUGGCUAAGGUGUCUCUGCCUGCUGGCCAGUAGGUUGUACACAGCUAACAGAUACGAUUUUUUCUGGCCUCAGUGGUGCUUUAAAAUAAUUUUUGGUCUUUCCUGAAGGCUCAGCAGAUUUAGCAGCAGUCAGCUAGGAACAGUCAGCUAGAACUGCAGUGUGGCUGCCCCUGGAGGCUUUGUGUUUGAGACUGUGGCCUAACCAUGCUGGGGCACAAGAGGGACAUACAGAGUGUAGGGACAGACCUCAGACUCAGGUCUGGGAUUCUUCAGCCUGCCAUGGUCCCUGGGCCGACAGUGUCUCUCUGCCUCCCCUGCCCCCAUUCAAUCCAUGUGUUUCAAUCUCCUCCUCUCUCCUCCCACAUUCAUCUUUAUGUUUCUGAUGCCCUAUCUCUCUUCCCUCCUGUCUCUCCAUUUCCCCAUGUCUCUCUUCAUCUGCAUCUUUCUGUGUCCCCCAUCUAUGUCUCUCUCUGUCUUCUCCUGUGUUUGCCUAUCCCCAUAUCUGUCUCUGGACACCCCCCCCCCCCCAUUUCCCUGUUUCUCCAUACCUCUUUAUUCCCCCAUGAAUGUCUCUCUGGCCUCACAUUUGUUUCCCUGUCUCCCCACAAAUCUCUGCCCACAUCUCUCUGUGUUCCUUGACACCCCCCUCCCACAUCACCCUCCAUGUUCCUCACCAUUUCUUCCCCCCUUUUCCUUCCUUCCCUCUCUUCUUCCCUCCCCUCAUUCCCCUGUGCUCUCCAUCUCUAUCACUUCUUUGUCUGGGAAUGCCCAGCUCCCUGGAUGUGAGGAGUCCCAUUAUCUGUGGAGGGGCUGACAUAGGUGUGGUCCUUGCCCAAAGUCCUGCACUUCUCACACUGGAUGCCAAGCCCGAGCUGCUGGACACUCAGACCCCCAAUGCAUAAGGACCAGGAUGGAUAAUGUUGCGGGACAGGUGACAGAAGACAGAGGAAGAGCCACUCAUCAUACAUGAGUCUGCCUAGCCUCACCACCCAUGCCUGGGCCAUUGCAGCUCCCUCAAGGGUCUGGUUCCAAGUACCCCCUCCUAAGGGACCCCUUGAACCUUGGGGCUGACCAAGGCCCAAGCCUCAUCAGUCCCUGUUCCCCUUGGUGCCAGGUUCCUGCCAUUCCUAGUUUGAACCUUUGCAGAGCAGAACAAGAGUUGUUUAUUUGGGGAGAAUUCUACCUGGUUCUCAUACCCUUUGUGAAGUCUGGCGCUGAGCUGGGUGUACAGCAGUGAACACAGCUGACAAAGUCCUGCCCUCAUGGUGUUUCUAUUCUGCUUGAGUAGAAUAUAAACCAGUCAACUAAUAAACAAGAUAAUUUCAGAUUGUAA